Manihot esculenta (cassava) is the source of this 2094-nucleotide messenger RNA. RefSeq names its product adenylosuccinate lyase. Gene Ontology annotation, biological process: IMP biosynthetic process. Gene Ontology annotation, molecular function: N6-(1,2-dicarboxyethyl)AMP AMP-lyase (fumarate-forming) activity. The transcript has 10 exons. The record is from RefSeq and is a predicted model, not a curated record. Lineage: Eukaryota; Viridiplantae; Streptophyta; Magnoliopsida; Malpighiales; Euphorbiaceae. The coding region runs from base 84 to 1709 and encodes 541 amino acids.
CGGACGCGAAGUGAGUGAAAAGACCGGGAAGCGCCAACUCCACUUGAGCUCGAAGCCUUCAACUGUACUAACAUCUCUCGUUAAUGGAGUUUACAGCUUCUUCUUAUUCUUCGUCUUCUAGGGUCUUGAAUAGCAUCAACCACUUCUCAUGUUCAACAACACCCAGACUCCAAAAAUCAAGCUUCUUUAAUCCUUCAAAUGCUUCUAUUGGCUUGUCAGCACCAUCUUUUCGUGGGGACUUCUCUUGCAAGUGCACUCUGAAAGACACCGGUCGUUCUAUUCCUAAGAUGGCUACGCGUGAUUUUGAGCUUUCAAAUUUGACGGCGUUGUCGCCUUUGGACGGUCGUUACUGGGGUAAAGUGAAGGACUUGUCCCCUCAUUUGAGUGAAUACGGGCUAAUUUAUUAUCGGGUUCUAGUUGAGGUUAAAUGGUUGCUGAAACUCUCGCAGAUUCCUGAAAUCACUGAGGUUCCCAACUUUAGUGAAGAAGCUCAGAUUUUUUUGCAAGGAUUGAUUAAUGGGUUCAGUAUGGAUGAUGCCCUGGAAGUUAAAAAUAUUGAGAAGGUGACAAACCAUGAUGUAAAAGCAGUGGAAUACUUCUUGAAAAAGAAAUGCCAAUCACAUCCGGAGAUUGCUAAGGUGCUUGAAUUUUUCCACUUUGCUUGCACAUCUGAGGAUAUCAACAAUCUGGCUCAUGCAUUAAUGCUUAAAGAAUCAAUGAACAAGGUCAUAUUUCCUGUAAUGGAUGAAUUGAUCACUGCAAUAUGCAAUAUGGCUGAAGAUAAUGCUUCCAUUCCAAUGCUUUCCCGCACUCAUGGACAGCCAGCUUCACCUACAACUUUGGGAAAGGAAAUGGCAGUUUUUGCUGCCAGGUUAAGUGAACAAAGGCAGGAAAUUUCUCAAGUUAAGAUAAAGGGGAAGUUUGCUGGUGCAGUUGGAAAUUACAAUGCACACAUAGUUGCAUAUCCUGGUAUUGAUUGGCCCCUAAUUGCCAAGGAGUUUGUGGAAUCUCUAGGAUUGUGUUUUAAUCCCUAUGUUACUCAGAUUGAACCACAUGAUUAUAUGGCAAGACUUUUUCAUGCAAUUAUGAGAUUCAACACCAUAUUAAUUGAUUUUGAUAGAGAUAUAUGGGGCUAUAUAUCCUUAGCCUACUUUAAGCAGAUAACUAAGGCUGGUGAGAUUGGGUCCUCAACAAUGCCUCACAAAGUAAAUCCUAUUGAUUUUGAAAAUAGUGAAGGUAAUCUUGGUAAAGCCAAUGGGGGUUUAUCUCAUCUCAGUGAAAAGUUGCCUAUUUCACGUUGGCAGCGCGAUUUGACUGAUUCAACUGUUUUGAGGAAUAUGGGGGAGGGCUUGGGACAUUCUCUUCUUGCCUACAAAAGUGCAUUGCAAGGAAUAGGGAAGCUUAAGGUAAAUGAAAGUCGUCUGAGUGAAGACCUGAACCAAUCAUGGGAAGUGCUUGCUGAACCAAUACAGACAGUAAUGCGACGAUAUGGUGUUCCUGAGCCUUAUGAGAAGCUAAAAGAGCUAACCAGAGGAAGAGCUGUUACUAAAGAGAGUAUAAGAGAAUUCAUUGAAGGCUUGGCAUUACCAAAAGAAACAAAGUCCUACCUUUUGGAGUUGACACCCCAUACCUAUGUUGGAGCAGCUAUUGAACUGGGUAAAUCUGUGAAUGUCACAAUGAAUUUAAUAAAUGGGGUGAGAGCUUUAUAAACUGAUAUCUGAAGGUUGCCCAGGAUAAUCACCAUGCAUGAUCGCCAGCAACUACUAGGCUGCGACAUGGAUCAUGAUCGGGUAUGAUAUGGUUUUUAAUAGGAUUAAAUUUGGAGGAGAAAGAGGAUAUCAGAUUUCCUGCUUAAAGAAUGUGUUUGUUAUUGAAAGUGAAUGAUACCUCAUAUGUUACCAUAAUAGAGUUAUUACUCCCUUGUUAUCCCUCAAAUUAGGGUCCUGAAGGGGGUAAUUUUUCUGAGUUGUACUUCAAAUAUUUUUAUGAGAAACAGUAGCACUUGGGACUCAAACAGUGACCAGCGAGGGCCGAAUUUUUGUAAAAGGUGUACACUGUAUUGAGCUUAUAAUCAAUGCUUAGGUUUGAUUUGCA